AACGGGGGAAAAGGAAGGCGGAGGGAGAGCCACCGAAAAAAAGGAAAUGGCUGGUAAAUAGUGCGAUUACGCGAGAAUUGCGCUCUGUAGUCUAUUAUGCGGACCCGACAGAAUGGAAUGGCCCACUUCUGGAGUUAAUUCAUCGGGGUGAAUUUGUAGCACUACACGGGCCACGAGCCUCGGGAAAGUCUACACGGGUGCUUGCAGUUCAGGACCAGUUGCGAAACGAAGGAUUUGUUUGCAUUUAUGCGUCUUUUGAACAUGUCCAGGUCGAGGAGGAUGUACACACCUUCUGGCAAACACUCGGAAUGACUCUCCAUCGCGAUGCUCGUGAGAAUGGCAUUUCUAUUUCUAAAAUCAAUUCUGACCAGAGUUUUCUCGAGGCAUUUCAGCGCGAUCAGUGGGAGCAACGCAAUAAUGUUGUUCUUCUUUUUGAUGAGUUUGAUCAUAUGUACACUGCAACAGAGGUUGUUCUCAACUCAUGUCUGAAGAUCAUUCGUGGCAUCAAAAACAGCAGAAACUCAUUCGCUAUCUUCUCUAUUGUUGCCAUCGGUCCGUUUAGUAUUUUAUACCUGAAUCCGAAUGAGUUGACUAUAUCGCCUUUCAACGUCCAGGCACCAUUUCAAAACCCAAAUUUUACUCGAGAACAAGUACAAACAUUAUACGAUGAAUUUAUGAAAGAAGAACAGAUAACCAUUGACCCAAAAAUUAUUGAGGACAUAUAUAUGCAGACAAACGGCCACGCUGGUCUCGUCUGCCUAUGUGGGCGCGCCAUUUAUGAGAAGCUUAUGAAGGAACUAGUUGGGGGAGUGCACUUAAACCAUGACACAUGGCAACGUUUCUCAGCCUUUUUACUGGGGGAUGAGAUUACAGAGUAUUCAACAUUUAGGAGGAUGAAGAACGCUCUUCUGAGGGAUAAUUCAAAGUGUGCUGUGAAACUCUUUCAAUCAAACUUCCUAGCGAAUAUCGACCCUGUACGUGUCUCUUCUGACGAAAAGGAUUUGGCUUUAUUCCUCGCAGCUGAAGGAGUCCUAGUUCCUGGGGAAGAAACUAACACCUUCAAGAUUUCCUCCCCCUUAGUGCGCUGGCUAGUCCUUCGAGAAAUAAUACCUAAGGUGUUUCCCUCCUCCCCGAAAGUCGAAGUACCUUAUCGUUCUUCUUCACAUAAUCUAGAUAUUUUCGAGAUCUUGAAACAGGCUGUCUGUACGUUUGAUAGAGAAUACAUGAAUUUGGCAUCCUUACGUUCAUUCAAGAGGGCGUAUGUGAAUGUGAAUGUGAAUAACGUUAAAAAUGAAUCUGUACCCAGAGAGAGUGUAUACGAAGCAGAGCUGUACCGAAUCUUGUCGAAUUGGCUCAUUAAUUUUAAAAUUACGGGACAAUGGCAUAUAGUACGUCAUAAUAACGGACGUAAUCAACACAAAUAUAGUGAUCUAGUUAUUGAUUCACCUAAACAUCCAACGGUUGUACUUGAGCUGUUGGCAACAGCAAAACGGAACGAGCUCGACGAACAUUUUUCACGGGUUCUUAUUUAUGCAAAUGAACUCUCAGCAGAGGAGGCUUGGAUCGUUCAUUUUACGUGUGAAGACAAUGUAACCGAGAAUCCUUAUUGGCCAGGUGAUAGUGAACUUAAAAGGGGCCUUCGAGUUGUGCAUUUCUGGCACGAUAUCAACUUCACAAAAAUUGGUGUGGUUGCAUGCUGGUGGGACGCGAAUGGAAAUGCGAAGCAUGUCACUGAUGUCGAAGAGUUUAUGCUGCGUUCUAUUUGA
Messenger RNA from Ambispora leptoticha, 1766 nucleotides. NCBI's taxonomy places the organism in Eukaryota, Fungi, Glomeromycota, Glomeromycetes, Archaeosporales, Ambisporaceae. The record is from the annotation of a GenBank genome assembly.